UCGUGACUCCUGUUGGUGAAGCAGCAGUCUUCCUGGCUCACAGCACGGCUUGCCUCUAUCGAGAUUGACACCCCGACAAAAGGGCCGGGAACGUUACUUCAGAAAAAGGGCGGAUAAGCCAAAUAGGAACGCGCGCCCACACACACACACACACAGAAGUGCGUACACGUAUAUAUAUAAGCAUGGAUACCACCUGAGGGCAGAGUUAAAGCUACGUUUACGGAGCAAAACAGAGGCUCUGCUGCACACAGACGCUCCAGCCACCAUGAAGACGGUGAGCGUGUUGCUGCUGUUUGCCCUGGCCCUUUGCUGCAUCCCAGAUACUGAUGCAUCGCAGGACUACUGCAGGGGCUACGUGGUUCCCAGGCCUGUCUGUACCAUGGAGUACAUCCCACACUGCGGGUCUGAUGGCGUAACAUACGCCAACAAAUGCUUAUUCUGCAAUGCUUUCCUGAGAAGCCGACGGACUCUUCGCUUGAAAUCUCUUCGAGAGUGUUAACUUCUCAACAGGCUUCAGCUCGGAAAGAGGAAUCCUCCCUGGCGAUGUUCCCCAUGGCAGAUGCUCCCCUAAGGCCUUGUCCUGAACCUUGAAAGCUCAUGAUGAAUGUUGAAACCUCUGCUUAAUAAAAAAAAGCCAUCAGCA
Messenger RNA from Chroicocephalus ridibundus (black-headed gull), 643 nucleotides. RefSeq names its product ovomucoid-like. The coding region runs from base 266 to 499 and encodes 77 amino acids. Lineage: Eukaryota; Metazoa; Chordata; Aves; Charadriiformes; Laridae. The transcript is spliced from 4 exons. Gene Ontology annotation, molecular function: protein binding; serine-type endopeptidase inhibitor activity. The record is from RefSeq and is a predicted model, not a curated record.